AUGUUGACGCACGCGGUGAAUACGAGUAGGUGCAAUCUCACACGCCGCAUGCAUACCAUGAAUCGCGUCGCGGCGCCAAUACUUCACGACUCCAUCAAUGCUUCGGGCAACACAACCGCGCAUCAAAUACAUAAUGCCGAACCACCUACCGCUCCCGUGCACGGGGUGAACGCGCUCAACCCCACAUGGAGCACCCCAUACGGGCAGCCAGUGGUGUUUGGGUCCCGGACGCCCACGUUUCACCCACAGCAACUGGUCAACGGGCUCCACCUAGCACCGCGGCCACAAAUACCGUUUGCGGCAGUGGCGGUCGCGUUACAAAAUCAACCGGGUAAUGCGGUCGCGUCCCCGUCCGUGCCCAGUAGCCAGCUCUUUGGGAUGCCCGUGCGUGGCUUCGUAGGGCCGCAGUUCUCGAACGUGGGAUUCAGGUACGGGUACAUCGGCGUUCAACCAGACCCCAUGGUGCACGCACACGCAUAUGUUGCGACGCCUCCUGUCGCGCCGUCAACACCAUUCUCCAGCGCGAUUCAUCCGGAAAGCCAGCCAGCGGUGCAAGACCCGCCAGACCCUAGUGAAGCAUUAGUUGUCGGUUUGGACACACGGGCGCGAACAGAGGGCACAUCAUCGAACGCGGUUGCCGGUGGUUUAGGGCGUGCGGUGAAUGGUGGAGCGGGGGUGAAUGCAAGCGCGCGUGCACAUUCGCCGCCAAUAUGGAACGUGAACUCACUGUUGCCCGGAAACCCCGACGUCCACAUCCGCACCCCCGCGCAUCCGACUGUAGCGUACGCGACUGGUGUAGGUGGGCAACCACAGGCGAACGCGGGGAACGCGAGGCGUGGAGCGGGUGCAAGCGGAAACGCGGUAAGGGGAAGAGGGACGGGUGUGAUAGGGAACGCGGGAGGAGGGACAGGGGAGAGAGGGAACGCGGCUAGAGGGAGAGGUGCGAGACGAAGGGGUAGGAGAGCGAUCGCGGGACGUGGGACAGGUGUGGGAUCGAACGAGUACAGUGCGAACGGGCAGGGAGCGCAUGGGGUGACAUAUAACGGCGGCAGGGGUAGCGAUGUUAACGCGAACGACGGGUCAGGUAACGGGCCAGUUAAUAGACCGCGUAUAAGGAGGCGGAGAGUCGAUGUAGUGCCGCACACGGCACACAACGGAUCCCGGGAGGGGAGCGAGGGGACAAGCGAUGAGGAUGACGAGGACGAUGCUGACGAUGCGGACGAUAGUUGGAAUGACGAUGACGAAAACUACCUAUCGAACUCGUUGUCCGCGCUCAACGAGGAGGAGGCGGAAGAUAACGAACGGGUGCGGGGUACGCGGAGGGACAUUGAGGUCCCUAUCGCGGAUUGGAACAGGCUAGGUGUGGACGACACGCCGGCCGCGAAACGAGAGAUGUGCUACGGAAUCCUCUACGGUGUCUCUGAGGCCACGCUAAAGAAGUAUCGCGGUUGGGCCAACGAGUACAAGCGGUUCAUGGCUCACGAGCUGCCUAAACUGGACGCGGGUAGGUUUGGUGAUGAGGCCGCGCUGAGAAACGCGAACCCCGACGAGAUUGGGGCCACGCUCGAACAGAACAUGGGUGGUGACUGGAAGAUGGCGGAGGGCGGCGAGCAGUGGUUCCACAGCCCUGAGACGAAUCCAUGGCGCUUACGCAAAUACGUGACCUUCCUCGCGAACGAGACAGUUGCGCAGGCGGACAGGAUGGCCACACUCAAGCGGCCGCAGAAGACCUUGAAGAAGAGACGCCAGUGCACCCCGGCAAUGCUGAUGGGGCGUCUCAAGGCUUUGAACCUGCUCAUCAAGCUGGACGGGGCCAUCUUCAGGAAGCCCGUUCUGAACCUGCUGCGCGACUUUGCGGAGACGGGCAAGACAAACAAGGACUUCUCGCUCAACUACAUAUCUGCUGUGAGGUACAUAGAUUGGACGCUGUGCGCGGUCGGAGCCACGCUGCUGUGGCUAGACUGGGUGUACGACUUGGUUCCCAUCCUCUAUGAGAACAUAGCCCCCCCUCUCGACUUCACGGAACCCUCCACGUGGUACGAUCAAUACCUGUUCUUCCCCCUUCGCGCGGGCAACGAGAAGCAAAUAACGCCCACGACUCAUCACGACUGGGCGGCGAAAAUUCUCCAGGACGCGGGAAUCACAUGCUCGCGUGCGGUACACGCGACCAGGGCUGGGGGGGCGCAGCACGCGUCCGCGGACGGAAUGCCUUCGGAUCAGCUAGCGAGGCUGGGGGGUUGGCGCUUCAUCGACGUGAUGACUAAGCACUACCUCACAACCAUUCCAAGGGAGGCCGUGCUGCUGAAGGCGGGCUUCACCGGGUGCAAGGAUUACAACCGCAGGAUGGUGAAAACGCAGAAGCCGGAGAAGCAGGACACCGCGGGGCUAAACAUACUGAAGGAGCUGGAUGGGGACGCUAGGAUGGCGGUCGCGCAAGACCUGGCGAUGUAUUACAUCCACCACCCGCGACACCCGUACGUGGUCAACAACCCGCUCUGCCAGACGGAGGAAUUUGCGUCGUGGGCUGCAGAUGUCUCAUUGGCAAAUCAACUCGCCAUACCCCGCGGCGCAGUUACGCGAAUGGCCGCGCUCAUUGGGGAGGAGGGAGGCGGCCAGAACGCGAUAAACCGUGUUAAGCGAAUCAUGAACUUCAUCGCCCACAGGGUGGAGCAAGGAGACGACGUCGCGGUAGUGCUCGACAAGCUCGACCUCAUGUCAGGUGCUGUGGGCAUGUCGGGUGUAUCGGAAGGGAUCGCGGUAAAGAAGAAGAGUGUUGACCUAGAACUGAGCCAGCUCAAGAAGGGUUCUCCGGUGGAGGUGCAGUUGCGUGUGAAAUGGAUGCUUGUUCGCGACCGUCUCAUCAAUGCCUCUCUUCCCGCUUCUGAGUUCACGGUCGCGUGGCCCCAGUACUGUGCGCUGAUGCCAGACUUGCAGUAA
This is a messenger RNA of Closterium sp. NIES-65, 2937 nucleotides long. NCBI's taxonomy places the organism in Eukaryota, Viridiplantae, Streptophyta, Zygnematophyceae, Desmidiales, Closteriaceae. The record is from the annotation of a GenBank genome assembly.